AUGGGUAAUAUGUCACCAGUAUUAGCAGGAUCAUGGAGAGAAAACUCUGGCAAAAUUUGGCACUGCACACAAAACGGCAAUCAUUUUACUUGGACUCAGGAAGGUACUGGAAGACAAGCGAACGGAACCAUUGUUGCCGUGUCACCAUCUGUAGGAGCAUCUUCAUUCUCCAUUCACAUUACUUUUGAUGGAAAUGUUCAUUGGAAAUUGACUCCAAGUUUGGAUGGAACUGCAUUGACUGGUAAAAGUGAUACGUUUUAUCGUGUGAGCACAGGAGUUGCAUUGGCACCUGCAACCAUUCACAAUUUGGCUGGUGUUCCUUCUCAAACUUUGAAUACCACUCCUUCUCACACUUUGAAAGCCAUGCAUGUGAAUUUGAUGGGUGUUACUUUCAGAGAAAAUUCAGGAAAGACUUGGAUUGUUGAAUCACAACCACACACUGGUUAUGUCAUCUUGAAAAAUCAACAAGAUUCAAGAAGAGCCUAUACUUACAUUGUUCGUGAUGUUUCACAAAACAAGUACACUAUUUUCAUUGAUUUCCAAGGAGCUGACACUGCUUUCCGUGUUGACACUUUUGAUAUCAAUACUUGGCCACUUCAGAAUGGAGAUUGUUUCAGAGCAAUAACCUCCAUUGUUCAACCAUCAUCGAAUAUUGUUACAACCACCACUACCUCAACUCCCUCAUUCAAUGUGAGUAUUGGAUCCAGUGGAAUUAGCUUUGGUGUUCCAACUCACACUUCCACCUUUGUGCAACCUCACACAACCACUACCUAUAUUCCUCCAACGUCAAGUUAUGUUCCACCUCCAACGACCUAUGUACCUCCACAACAACAAACACAUGUCCCACCUCCACAACCAUUCUCAACUGGUUUUGCAACCGUUUCAACAAUGCCAACUUAUGGAACUUCUCUCGCAUCAAGCAUUAUUCAAGCUUGCCAACAAUCAUCGUUUGCUUCUGAUAAAUUGAAAGCGGUCACCACUUAUUCAAAGUCUCAAAUUUCUCCAUUGUCAGCAAGUGAAAUCGUUCAAGUAUUAGGAUAUUUCACAUUUGACUCAGACAGAGGAAAAGUCAUUGCUCAAUUGAAAUCAACAAAUAAUAUUGCUGGUAUGGAUGCUAGCUCAGCUGCUUCAAUUUUAAGGCUUUUUAGCAGUGACAGUACCAAGGUUAAGGCUGUCCAAGACUUGUGCCCAUAUAUUUGGGAUAGAAAACAAAAUGCUGAAAUCGUUGUAGGCUGCUUGACCUUCAAUUCUGACAAAAGUAAGGCCAGAGAUUACUUGUUGAAGAAUUAA
Messenger RNA from Naegleria lovaniensis, 1290 nucleotides. RefSeq lists its product as uncharacterized. NCBI's taxonomy places the organism in Eukaryota, Heterolobosea, Eutetramitea, Acrasida, Naegleriidae. The transcript has a single exon. The coding region runs from base 1 to 1290 and encodes 429 amino acids. The record is from RefSeq and is a predicted model, not a curated record.